Molecule: messenger RNA, 1230 nt
Organism: Monoraphidium neglectum
Lineage: Eukaryota; Viridiplantae; Chlorophyta; Chlorophyceae; Sphaeropleales; Selenastraceae
Exons: 1
Coding region: 1-1230 (409 amino acids)
Source: RefSeq, a predicted model, not a curated record
AUGAGCAUCCAGCUGUUGCGCCAGGCGCUAGCUGGGCGCUCGGGCCCGCUCGGCUGCAAACUGUGGACGCGAUUCCUGGGCACCUCCGGGCCUAACGGCAGCGCGCCACCGUUUCUCAUGGCGCUGCUGGGCCACCCCAGCAUGACGCCCUGGGGCGUGCAUCACUCACGUUGCCCCUGGGGAGGGGCUGGCUGCGCUUUGAGCGCCAUCGCUGGCUUCACUUCCAGCGCAGCUAGCUUGGUGUGGGCGUGCCGGGAGCCCGGCUGCACCAAGCAGCCCGCCUUCAACUACGAGGGCCAGUCAAAGGGCGCAUUUUGCAAGGUGCAUGCGGCGCCCGGCAUGGUGGACGUGAAGAGGCCACGCUGCAAGGCGCCUGGCUGCACCACGUUUCCCGUCUACAACUACCAGGGCCAUCCCGGCGGCAGCUUUUGCAAGGUGCAUGCAGCGCCCGGCAUGGUGAAUGUGAAGAGUGCACGCUGCCAGGAGCCUAGAUGCGACAAGCAGGCCGUUUUCAACUACGUCGGCCAGCCCAAGGGCGCCUUCUGCAAGGCACAUGCCGCGCCCGACAUGGUGGACGUGAAGAGCACGCGCUGCAAGGCGCCUGGCUGUGCCAAGCACCCCGCCUACAACUACGAGGGCCAGUCAAAGCGCGUCUUCUGUGAGGUGCAUGCGGCGCUUGGCAUGGUGCGCGUGAACAGCCCGCGCUGCCAAGAUCCCAGCUGCGCCAAGAUCCCGUCCUUCAACUAUGAGGGCCAGUCGAAGGGCGUCUUUUGCAAGGUGCAUGCGGCGCCCGGCAUGGUGGACGUGAAAAGCGCGCGCUGCCAAGAGCCCAGCUGCGCCAAGCACCCCACCUUCAACUUUGAGGGCCAGUCCAAGCCCGUCUUCUGCAAGGUGCAUGCUGCGCUGGGCAUGGUGCGCGUGAAGAGUGCGUGCUGCAAAGAGCCCAACUGCCCCAAGCGUCCCUCCUUCAACGACAAGGGCCAGUCCAAGGGCGUCUUCUGCAAAGCACAUGCAGCACCUGGCAUGGUGGACGUCGUCAACCCACGCUGCCAGGAGCCCAGCUGCUCCAAGCGCCCCAACUUCAAUUAUGAGGGCCAGUCCAAGGGCGUCUUCUGCAAGGCACAUGCAGCGCCCGGCAUGAUUAAUGUGAAGACUCUGUGCCGCCAGGAGCCCAGCUGCGCAGAGGGCCCUGUUUCUAUGGCGAGGGCCAAUUCAAGGGCACCUAAAUAA